CGUGUUAACUGUUAAUUGUAAAUCAAGGUUUACUAAAUACUUGGAUUUUUGAAAUUAUAAUUUAUCAAUAAAUAAUAACUAUGUGUACUUUUACUUAAGUGCUUCUUAAAUCAUUGUGAUAUUAAAAUUAAAAAAUACUUUUAUAUAACAAUCCAAACAAUGACAAAUCAAUCCGAUGAAAAAUCUGAAAUAGAAACAGUUGAAGAAGUUGAACCUAAACUUAAAUAUGUACGUCUCACUAAUGAUGUUCAAACUAUUUUAACCAAAGACGGUGUUAGUUAUCUUGCUGCUCAUCCCAAAUUUUUAUGUAUUGGUACUAAUUGGGGUUCUAUUCAUUUAUUGGAUUUUGAAGGUAAUAUUGUAAAUAAUCGGCAACUACGUCCACAUACAGUAGCAGUUAAUCAAAUAAGUAUAGACAGUCGCGGUGAAUUUAUUGCUACUUGUUCAGAUGAUGGUAAUGUAUUUGUUUAUGGUCUCUAUACAACAGAAGAUUCUCAGGAGAUCUCAUUAGGCCGUUGUGUUAAAUCAGUUGCAAUAGACCCGUUAUAUCAUAAAUCCGGCAAUUAUCGGCGUUUUAUUACUGGAGAUGAUCGUCUUAUGCUUCACGAGCGAACUUUUCUCGGACGUACAAAGUCUGUGUUUUUGUGUGACGUUGAAGGAGUCGUGCAUAAUAUAAGGUGGCAUAAUCGUUUUGUAGCAUGGGCUUCAAAUAUAGGUCUCAGAGUGUAUGAUAUAAUUUCUCGAUGUUCACUAGGUCUCAUUAAAUGGGAUAAAAGAAACAACAUAAUACCUAGUACUUAUAGAUGUAACUUGACGUGGAAGGAUAGUGGAACAUUACUUGUUGGUUGGGUUGAUACAGUAAGGAUUUGUGGUGUUAAACGUCGACUGCAAAGACUUAAAGACGUUCCCGAGUAUAUAGUAGAACCAUUGUCUAUGUUUCGCAUAGAUUACUUUAUUUCUGGUAUAGGACCACUUAAUCAUAAUCAAUUAGUAAUACUAUGCUAUUCAAAAGAAAAGGAUGAAAACGAAAAAGCAAUGAGACCACAAUUAUAUGUAGUUGAAGCAAAAGAAUCAAAGUAUGUUGAAUUAUGUACUGAUAAUUUGUCUUUACGUGAUUUUCAAGAUUUUGGUUGUAACGAUUAUGCCCUUGAAAGUUUAGUCGUGGAAAAUCUAUUCGUUAUUGUUAGUCCAAAAGAUAUAGUGGUGGCGAAUCCGUGCGAUGCGGAUGACAGAAUUGAAUGGCUUAUUGAACAUAACAAAUACGCCGAAGCAAUGGAAAUAGUAAAUUCUAAAAAUAUAGUUUUAAAUCGAAAUUCCCGAAUAUCUGUAGGCAAAAAAUUUUUAGACCAUUUAUUGUUUGUUGAAGAAUAUGUAGAAGCUGGACAGUUGACUUCUGAACUUUUUGGAAACGAUAAAAAACUUUGGCAAGAAGAAAUAUUUAAAUUUGCACAAGUACAUCAACUUCGUCAAGUAAGUGCUUACAUACCAAGGGGUGAAGUAACUUUAGACCCUCAUAUUUAUGAAAUGGUGUUGUAUGAGUACUUAAAACUGGAGCCUGAAGGAUUUUUAAAAAUCGUAAAACAAUGGUCACCAUCACUGUACAAUGUAUCUGCUGUUACGAACGCAUUAAUUGAACAUUUAAUCGUGAAUUCAAGUUCGGAACUAUUAGAAGCCUUGGCUAUAUUAUAUACUCAUUCUGGCAAGUUUGACAAAGCCUUAGGAGCGUAUUUGAAACUAAACCACAAGGGUAUAUUUCAGUUGAUUACUAAACGAAAUUUGUACCCUCUAAUACACAACAUGAUUGAAGAUCUAAUGCAGUUGGACUGUGAACAGACAAUCAAAAUACUUUUGGAGAAGGACACAGUGCCCAUUGAUGUAGCUGUAGCAAAAUUGCAGAACAAUCGAUUCUACUUGUACACGUAUUUGGACGCCCUGGAGAAGAAAGACACGAGAGUGUUGGCCAAACGAAACUUGCACAAAGACUUGGUGUCGCUGUAUGCGGCAUUUGCACGGGAAAAGUUGUUGCCGUUGUUGAAGCGAAGCAAUAAUUAUUCUAUCGCCUUGGCACUGGAUGAAUGCAAGCGACUUGAGUACUAUCCCGAAAUGGUGUAUUUGCUUGGUCGAAUGGGCAACACCAAGGAUGCGCUGAACUUAGUCAUGUCUCAGCUACAGGACAUCGAGCAGGCCAUUGAGUUUUGUAAGGACCAAAAUGAUGUUGACCUGUGGCAUGAUCUGAUCGGUUUGUCUUUGGAUCAACCAAAUUUUCUAAAAGUGCUUUUGCGGAAGAUCGGCACUUACGUGGACCCGCGAAUUUUGAUCCGCCGGAUCGGUAAACGCACGCAGAUACCAGGUUUAAAAGACGCGCUCGUCAAGAUGAUGACCGACUACAAUCUGCAAGUGUCCGUGGAAGAGGGAUGCACAAAAAUCGUCGUGUCCGAUUGCUUCGAUCUGCACGAACGGCUGUACGACGUCCGGAGGAAAGGUUGUGGUGUAGACGAGCAGCAUUUAUGCAGCGCUUGCCAAAAGUGCAUCGUUGGCCAGGACACUGUGGGAAACGUAUUAAUAUUUUGUUGUCAACACGUGUUCCACGAGCAGUGCAUACCCGCUGACGGAUUGGAGACGGCGUGCAUAAUUUGCACGGACAGCCGGACAAAGCAGACGGCAUUCCAGUGAGUACCAUGUAUAAGGGACACGUGAAACGGAACACGUGAGUUAAUCACUUUGUAUAAGAUCUUUCAUUUGGAUCUGCGACAUGUAUUAUACUUAUUACACAUUAUACUAGUAUCGUGAGGUCUAUACAUGCGCUUUCAUUCAGUUAUUUUAUUGUACGUUUGCGUACUUAGUGGCUACCUAUAUAUGGUAGAUAAGUUCGAUGGAUUUUUAAUUAUUGUUAUACCUUUGUAUGCAGAUGGUUUAUUUUUUUCAAAAUAUUAUAUUUAAUUAAAAUGU
Molecule: messenger RNA, 2949 nt
Organism: Melanaphis sacchari
Lineage: Eukaryota; Metazoa; Arthropoda; Insecta; Hemiptera; Aphididae
Gene: lt
Product: vacuolar protein sorting-associated protein 41 homolog
Exons: 2
Coding region: 160-2673 (837 amino acids)
Biological process (GO): vesicle-mediated transport; cellular response to starvation; endosomal vesicle fusion
Cellular component (GO): late endosome; HOPS complex
Molecular function (GO): protein binding
Source: RefSeq, a predicted model, not a curated record